AUGCUGAAGGAUAUGCCUAUGACUAGUAUUACUCACUUGUCAUCUGUGGGUUCUGAUCAUUGUCCUUUGCUUUUGGAAAUGGAAGAGAGGGUGGAGUCGCGUACUAAAUAUUUUAAAUUUUUGGAUUGUUGGGUGGAUCUUCCCAUAUUCCUUCAAACAGUGGAGACUUGUUGGCAAAGACACUGUGAAGGUUCUCCUAGGUGGAGAUUUCAACAGAAGUUGAAAAGAUUAACUGCUACUCUAAGUCAGUGGUCUAAGGAGGUCUUUGGUGACAUCUAUGGUAAUGUAAAAAAUUAUGAAGAAAAUGUCAAGGUAGCUGAGGAAAAUUUGAUCUUACAUAGUACUGAUGAGAACAGACAGGAGUUUCACAAAACACAAGCUGAAUACAUCAGACAUCUCAAGGUGGAGGAUGUUAUUUUAAGACCAAAAUCUCAUCUGCAUUGGUUUAAGUAUGGAGAUGCAAACUCUAGUUACUUCCAUGCUUUUAUCAAAGGGAGAAGAAGAAGAUUGUUCAUACACAAGGUCAAGAAUGAGGCAGGGGAUUGGAUCCAUGGGGAUGUUAAAAUAGCUGCAGCUGCAGUCACACAUCGUCAGAAUAUCCUUACUGGGACAGCAGAUUAUAUACCUGAGGAAAUGCCAGCUCAUAUUCCUAAAUUGAUAUCUGAAGAUCAAACUAACACUCUCCAGGCUAUUCCUACCCUGGAGAAAGUAAAAAUUGUGGUCUUUUUAAUGAGUACUCAUUCAGCAGUAGGCCUUGAUGGUAUGAAUGUAAAAUUUUUCCAGGCUAUUCCUACCCUGGAGAAA
Messenger RNA from Capsicum annuum, 804 nucleotides. RefSeq lists its product as uncharacterized. The transcript has a single exon. The annotation marks the transcript as partial. Lineage: Eukaryota; Viridiplantae; Streptophyta; Magnoliopsida; Solanales; Solanaceae. The record is from RefSeq and is a predicted model, not a curated record.